Molecule: messenger RNA, 2024 nt
Organism: Columba livia (rock pigeon)
Lineage: Eukaryota; Metazoa; Chordata; Aves; Columbiformes; Columbidae
Gene: TEX261
Product: testis expressed 261
Exons: 5
Coding region: 119-1624 (501 amino acids)
Biological process (GO): endoplasmic reticulum to Golgi vesicle-mediated transport
Cellular component (GO): COPII-coated ER to Golgi transport vesicle; endoplasmic reticulum membrane; Golgi membrane
Molecular function (GO): COPII receptor activity
Source: RefSeq, a predicted model, not a curated record
AUACAGGCUUGGGGGCUUCCUUGUACAGUUUGGGGGGUGCCCAUGCAGUUUGGGUCCCUGUACGGUUUGGGGGGGUCUCUGUGCAGUUUGGCGUUCUCUGUGGAGUUUUGGGGUGUCCAUGUACUGUUUGGGGUCCCCAUAUGGUUGGGGGGGGGCGUCCUGUGUGGUUGAGGGUCUCUGUGUGGUUUUGGGGCGUCCCUGUGCACUCUGGGGGUCCCUGUACGAUUUGGGGUGUCCCUGUGCAGUAUGGGGGUGUCCUUGUAUGGUUCAGAGUCUUGUACAGUUUGGGGGGGUCCCAUACGGUUUGGGGGUGUCCCUGUGCGUUUUGGGGUCCCCUCGAAGUUCAGGGUCCUGUACAAUGGAGGGGGGGGCGGCUGUGCGUUUUGGGGUCUCUGUACAAUUUGGGGAGUCUCCGUGUGUUUUGGGGUGCCGCUGCUUUUAUGAGUCCCUGUACAAUUUCGGGGGUCCCUCUGCACUUAGGGGCCCCUCUACAAUUUUGGGGCUCCCUUUACAACUUUGGGGGUCCCUUUUCAUUUCGGGGUCCGUGUACAAUUUUGGGGGUCCCAGUGUGUUUCGGGGCACCCACGUGGUUUGGGGUCCCUGUACAAUUUUGGGGGUGCCAGUGUGUUUUGGGGCUCUCACCCACAGUUCAAGGUCCCUGCAGAAUUUUGGGGUCCCUGUGUGUUUCGAGAUCCUUGUACAAUUUUGGGGGUCCCUGUACAAUUUUGGGGCUCCCUGUACAACUUUGGGGGUCCCUGUACGACUUCUUGUGUCCCUCUGCGUUUCGGAGCGCCCCUUCUGUUGGUGUCCCCGUACAAUUUUGGGGGUUCCUGUACAAUUUUGGGGUCCCCGUGCAUUUCGGGGUCCUCCUGUGGUUCAGUGUCCCUGUACAACUUUAGGGGUCCCUGUACGACCUUUUGCGUCCCUCUGUUUUUCGGGGAACCCCUUCUGUUUGGUGUCCCUGUACAAUUUCGGGGUCCCUGCGCCUUUCGGGGUCGCCCCGCCGUUCGCCCUCCCGGCCUGCAGGGGUCGCUGUGGCGCCGGCUGGCGGCGGCCGGGCCGGGCCGGGCCGUGUCUCUCUUGUUCCGGCGCCGCGUGUUCAGCGCCGCGGCCCCAGCGGGAGCGGGACCCGGACCCGGAGCCGGAGCGGCGGGACCCGGAGCGGCGGGACCCGGCCCGGCCCCGCCAUGUGGUUCAUCUACGUGCUGAGCUGGCUGUCCCUGCUCAUCCAGGUGGCUUUUGUCACCCUGGCCAUCGCGGCCGGGCUGUACUACCUGGCGGAGCUGAUCGAGGAGUACACGGUUGUCACCAGGAGGAUCAUCAAAUACAUGAUCUGGUGCUGGUUAUAUUCAACCACUACUUGGCGUUCCAGUACUUCGCCGAGGAAUAUUACCUGUUCUCCGAGGUUCUCGCCUACUUCACGUUCUGCCUGUGGUUGAUUCCCUUUGCGUUUUUCGUCUCGCUGUCGGCGGGUGAGAACGUGCUGCCCUCCACCGUGCAGCCCGGAGACGACGUCGUCUCCAACUACUUCACCAAGGGGAAGCGCGGCAAGCGCUCCGGCAUCCUCCUCAUCUUCUCCUUCAUCAAGGAGGCCAUCCUGCCCAGCCGGCAGAAGAUCUACUGAGCCCGGCGGCGCGGGGGGAGCGGGACAGACCCAAACUGUGCCGGGGGGCGUCCCCAACCCCCCCGGAACCUCCGCCAUGGCUUCGGAAAGGAUUUUACCCGGAUCAUACAAACCGGGCAGCGACCGGAGGUGUUGGCAGCGCCAGACGGACGCACGGGGAGGGUUUGUGGCUUUACACGGAUCCCCAGGACCGCGCCAGGAGGAUUUUGGUUCCAGCCGAGCGCGAGGAGGGUCCGGUGCUGCCCCCCUGCCCGGGAAGGCAGCGGGGGGGUGAAGCCGGAGCGUGCGCCCGGUGUGGUUUUGGGGGGACUGUUCCCUCGGCGCGGCCGCAGACGCGCCCGACGUUUACCUGCGGUUCACACAAAGCCAUUCAUUAAAAACAAACAAAAACAGCGUAAAA